AUUAUUUUUUAAUUUGACUUAGUUUUUAGUGAAUUUAUAUGCCUUGGCACAAUAUAGGCUAGAACAGUGCACCAUUAAAAGCGAACGGUGAAAGCAGGUUCUAGGGUUUUGAAAGGCACAGAGAGGAGAAAGAAUGCUCUAGGGUUUUGGACAGCAGAGAGGAGAUUUUUUUGAUCCAGUAAUGGCCGCAGUGGAGUCAGUGCAGUGCUUUGGGCGGAAGAAGACGGCGGUGGCUGUGACCCAUUGCAAGCGCGGGCGAGGAUUGAUAAAGAUUAAUGGGUGCCCGAUAGAGCUGGUGGAGCCAGAGAUCCUGCGCUAUAAGGCCUUCGAGCCCAUCCUGCUGCUGGGCCGCCAGCGCUUCAGUGGUGUCGAUAUGCGCAUCCGAGUGAAGGGCGGCGGUCACACCUCGCAGAUCUACGCCAUCCGCCAGAGCGUGGCGAAGGCCCUCGUUGCCUUCUAUCAGAAAUACGUGGACGAGCAGGCCAAGAAGGAGAUUAAGGACAUUCUCGGCCGCUAUGACCGCACAUUGCUCGUCGCUGAUCCCCGCCGUUGCGAGCCCAAGAAGUUCGGUGGUCGCGGUGCGCGUGCCCGUUUCCAGAAGUCAUACCGUUAAAUUGCUUGCGGUUUUUUUGAUUUCAUCUUCCCGGUUCUGAGAAAAGAUAUAUAUUUUCUUAUUGAUAGUUUUUGUCAACAUACUGGACCUGGGGGCUUGAUAUUUCAGUUGGCCCUAAUAUUUAUUAGGAUUCUGUACUUUUUUUUGUUAUUGAAAACUUUUUAAAUGUUCGGAUAAUUUUUUCAAAAAUAUAUAUCUUUUUCCUUAUUGAUAA
This is a messenger RNA of Cryptomeria japonica (Japanese cedar), 827 nucleotides long. Its product is annotated as small ribosomal subunit protein uS9. Gene Ontology annotation, biological process: maturation of SSU-rRNA from tricistronic rRNA transcript (SSU-rRNA, 5.8S rRNA, LSU-rRNA); translation. The record is from RefSeq and is a predicted model, not a curated record. Gene Ontology annotation, cellular component: cytosolic small ribosomal subunit; ribosome. Bases 182 to 613 code for a protein of 143 amino acids. The transcript has a single exon. NCBI's taxonomy places the organism in Eukaryota, Viridiplantae, Streptophyta, Pinopsida, Cupressales, Cupressaceae. Gene Ontology annotation, molecular function: structural constituent of ribosome; RNA binding.